AUAUAAAAUGGAUGAAAAGUUGCUACCGGAGGAUUUUUAUCAUUAUAUAAGAAUUAUCUGGAGAGAAGAGGGUUCUCAAUUCAGCUGGUUCCCUCUUUCCCAUGCCUGAUGUCCGAGAAGAGAUGGUUGAUCAUUAAAAGUUUUUCUUCUUCAAUUUCAUUAUAAGUAAAUAUGCAGCUACUGUAGAAUUCCCCUUGAGCAACAGUUUUAAAAGAGGAUUAUAGAGAAAGAACUAUAUUCAACUUUCCAAUUACUACCAUGGCCAUAUUCCUAAGCAUGCUGGUUUACAUGGGAGUACUACUCUUUUUCAUUGGAAUUCCUUCUCACAAAUGUAUGACAUUGUCAGGAUACAGAAUGGAGGUGUAUCCAGUUACAUCUUGUCCAAAAAAUGACACUGAGUGGCAGAGAGCUUCUAGAAAGCUUAAUUGUUCUGAGAUCGUUGGGAAACCUAACCAUUAUCACUGCCUCCCAAUCCAUGAUUUAAGCCAGCUUGUACAGUUCUGUUAUAAUAGACUCAGUGGACUUGUUGAAUCUGGACUAUGUGUGAUACUCAGUCAAUCAUCUAUCCUGGAUAUCAAAGAAUGUGGCAUGUUUGCAAGUGGGUGCCCGGAUAAGAAUUAUAUACCUACAAUGAUGUAUCAAUUUCCAGCCUGUUUGGAAAUCAUUGGUAGCUCUGGGUGCUACUCUGCAGAUCCAGCUUGCAGAAAAGUAAAUCCUCCUACACAGACAGAGAGGAUAAUAGAUAUGCUUCAUGUUAUCAUACCAGGGAUUUUCCUUUUAUUAGCUGCUAUUUAUACAUGUAUCACACUCUUCAUUUGUCAGAAACGAACUCCCAAAGACCAAACGAAGAAUCUUCAACAGAACUCUACAAAACACUUGGAUGAAACUGAUGAAUCAAACCAUAUGUCUACUAGUAUUCCUAGAGCAGUCCUUGACAACUCCAUACGGUGGACGAAUUACAGUGCAGAACUUUUUAAUGUCAAAGCAAAUACAAUAAAGGAUCUACUAAAACAUGCUGAGGAUAAUACAUACACAAGAACCUCUGCAGUGACAGAAGCAAUGACUAUUCUUAAGAGACAACAGAUAAUAAUUUUGACUGGAAAAGAGGGUGAAGGAAAAACAAAAACAGCACACCAAGUCAUGUUUGAAAUGUUAGAAAGUCAUACUCCACUGAAGAUUCGAAACAGAGAACAGUGGGACAGGAUUGUGAAUGCUAAUUGUUCCUAUGUGGUGUGUCUGGAUGAUGCUAUAAAUCCAACUUACAUGAAUGAUUCAAAAGAAUUCUUAGAUCAUAUAUAUAGCUGUGUUGUAAAGGGAAAACUUUGUGCAAUUCUUGUUUUUAGAACUAAAAUGUUGGAAGAGUUAAAAGCAAUAUAUCCUAUUUUUGAACUGUUUAAUUCAGAUUACAUCAUAGAUUUGACUGGGAAGAUGAAGUUAAGUGAGAAAGGAGAAAUGUUGAAACAGUAUGAAAAAGGUACAGGAAGAAAGUUGAAAUCAAUCUCAGAUAGAGAGGAAAUACUCAGUACUGACACUUACUUUGGUUUCCCAUUUACCUGCUCCCUUUUCUUUGCAAAAGAUGAUUUUUUCAAUCAAGGUCCAACAUUCUUCAGAUGUACAAGUAGCAUAUUAUAUGCAAGAAUUGAUGGUUUAAAAAAAAUGGAGGCUAACUUAAAGUCAAAAGUUUGUUACUGUGUUCUAUGCUACAUUUUGGUAAAUGGUCCUGUCAACACAAGAAAAAAAUAUGAUUUAAAAGAAAUUGAAAACAUGGUAGGAGUAGCACAUAUAAAUCAAAGUAAUUUUAUUGAGGCUUUAAAGUACAUGAAGGGGUUGUAUUUGAUUAAAACAAGGACAGAUAGAUCAUAUGAUUUUAUUCAUGAAACUGUUCGUGAAACAGUUCUUACCUCAUUUGGUAAAGUUGCACCUGGAAUGAUAAUUCAGAAAUGCCGAAGAGAAACCUUAAAGUCAGUGGUGAGACCUAUGAGCUACAAACAAAGAUCUGGUGAAAUUGUUUUGAAAAUUUCAAAUGAGCAUUAUCAACCCCUUGCAAAGAAAUUGUUGCUAAAUAAUGAAAAUAAUGAUGAAAUUGUUAACAACAUAAUUGUGAAUUCUGCAUCGUAUGAUUUUGAAUUUUUUAAAGAGUUACUGACACACAGUAUUUCUGGUUUGUGCAAUCCAUCACAAGUUUUAAGAUUGCUAUGGGAUAAACUUCUCACAGAAGAAAAAACUGUAUUGUUAGAUUGUAUGUUGAAUAGUUAUGGUCCUCAUGUUGGACUUUUUUCUCCAAAGUAUGACGAAAAAAUACAUUUCAAUAUAUCUUUCAAUGAUAUUGAUAAUUUAAUUGAAAAUGCUCUGCGUUUCCGUAAAAGAGACAAAAUUUUAUCUAUUGUGCAGUAUGUGAGACAACAUGAUAGUCUCCAUGCAGUUGCCUCUUUUACUCACAAACAACACAAAUCUAUGACAUUGUUACAUUGCUGUGUGGUGCAUGGGUGGGAGGAUGUAGUGUAUGAAUUAUUAACUUUUCACGAGGCUACAGUUACGGAAGACUUCUGGUCUAUAUUUCAUUUUGCUGCAUAUGCAGGUCGACAUACUUUGGUUAAGAACUUUCAAAACAGAGGGCUUAUCUAUGACAAAACAGAUGCAGGUUAUUCAUUACUACAAUGUACAUUGCUUGGUCUUCGCCACAGUUCUAAAACUACAAAACCCUUUUUGGAUGUUGAUAAAAAAUAUUGUUUACCAUUUUCUAUUGAGUUUGCUGCUGAAGAUGAUUAUUGUGAGUUGAUAAAAUAUCUACAUACACUGUCCGACAGAAUAGACUGGGUAAAAGAAUUAACUAUGACCCUAGAUCGGGAAAACAACACUGUUCAGUAUUACCUAAGAUUGCAUGGCUAUAAUAAAAUACUGAAGUUGCUUCAGGACUUAAAUAUUGUUAAUGAGACUUAUGCAACAAAUACUGCUUGAUAUAAAAGAUUUGAAUUUUGCUGUGAAGGUUGAUAGUUUCUUGUGAAUUUAUUUUAAAUGAUUUUUUUUUAUUUUUUUGCAAAUUUAAUUUGUAGAUGUGAAUGUAAACUAAUAUUUUUAAC
Molecule: messenger RNA, 3080 nt
Organism: Saccostrea echinata
Lineage: Eukaryota; Metazoa; Mollusca; Bivalvia; Ostreida; Ostreidae
Exons: 10
Coding region: 259-2958 (899 amino acids)
Source: RefSeq, a predicted model, not a curated record